UCCAAGCCGAUCCGCCAUCUCACCUUUUGCUGUGAGGAUUCAGACUGACCCGUUGAGUUACUAACUUCGCAACUUUGAGCGCUUUAGGUAUAAACCAGUAUCUUGGUUUUUGCACUCGAGAGUUGCAGUCCCGCCCCUUUCCGGGAAAAUGCUGGGUUUCACUUUCAGUCGAGCUGUUCCGCUCCACAUCCCCGCAGUGAGCGAGGCGGCGCUGAAACAGCCUGAUCCCGGAUCGGGACGGUAGCGCAGUCGGAAUAACAUGGCCCAGUCAGUGCUGCCCAAGUACUUCAGCGACACGGAGACGAGGAGCCUGCAGACCGGGUACAGUAACGGAGAUGUGGUGUCAGUGAUACUGCGGAUAAAGCGGGUGGAGGAUUCGGGCAAUGUGCUGAUUAACAUCGCAGUGUUGGGAGACGGCGGGGCCGGCAAAUCCACCUUCAUCAACACCAUGAGGGGUGUCCGCAGUGGCGACCAGGGAGCAGCUCCGGUGGGGGGUUAUGAAGCCAGUGUGAAUCCAGUGGGAUAUCCCUACCCCUCUCUGCCCAAUGUCCAGCUCUGGGAUCUGCCCGGAUCCAACUCACUCGGCUUUGAGAUGAGCCGCUACCUGAAGCAGGUGCAGUUUGAAAGCUAUGACUUUUACAUCAUCGUGUCCCAGUCCCGCUUCAGAGAGAGUGACGGGGAACUCAGCAAAAAGAUUCAGCAACAGGGGAAAGGUUUCUACUACAUCCGCUCCAAGAUCGACAACGACGCCUAUUCCAUGCAGAUGCAGGGCACUGACUUCGGGGAAGGGCAGCGACAGAUCCGCCAAGAUUGUCUCGACAACUUCCAUCGGGUCAGCGUUGAACCACCGGCCAUUUUCCUGAUCUCCGGUCUGGAGGUGACAGGAUAUGAUUUUCCCAAAUUACAAUCUGCCCUCGCCAGUGAUCUCCCGAAGAUAAAAUCAACCGCCUACCGUCUGGCAAUCCCAAGGAUGAUGCAGGAAAUACAGAGGCCCAGACGCCAGAUACUGAUGUGGUGUAUCAUACUCUGGGCCUUCCUCUCCGGGGCACUGGGAGUGUUGCGACUCCCGACCUUGCCUCUCCUCACUGCCACUCUGUGCACGGUCUCCGGGUGGAUAUAUCUCCGGAGACAGCUGGGCGUCAGUGAGCGGGAGCUAGGAAUCCUGUCCGGGGCAGUGGCCAAGCCCGUGUCACUACUGAAAGCCGACAUGGACCGACCCUCGCCACACAAGCUUCAACUAUUGGUUCCAAAAGCAUUGUUGUUGGUUGUCAUUGUGGCCUUUACAGUCGUUGGGUUGACGGGCACCUUCCCCCCAGUGCUGCUCAUUGUCUGUGGCGCAGUGUCCUCUCUUGCUUUUACCCUGCUGGUUCUGAUGUGUUCUCUGGAUGACCGGUUGCGAUCUGUACAGAACCUGGCAGGUGCGCUCUUUGACGAGACGGGGGUGACGGUGUAUAGGUCGGUGGCUGUCAGUACAGCUUGA
This is a messenger RNA of Amblyraja radiata (thorny skate), 1480 nucleotides long. Its product is annotated as interferon-inducible GTPase 5-like. The transcript is spliced from 2 exons. The record is from RefSeq and is a predicted model, not a curated record. Lineage: Eukaryota; Metazoa; Chordata; Chondrichthyes; Rajiformes; Rajidae. Gene Ontology annotation, molecular function: GTP binding. The coding region runs from base 260 to 1480 and encodes 406 amino acids. Gene Ontology annotation, cellular component: membrane.